GUAAAAUAGAUUUUUUGACAAUAAAACAGUAUUCUUGUAAAGUGUGGUGUUCUAUUCAAUUUUGAAACUGUUGUUUUUUUUGAAAAAGUCAAACGUUUGUGAAUCUUUUUUUGAUCAUGGACCCUCUAAAGAAAAAUGAAUGCAAUUCAACUGAAACAUUUUCACCUAAACCGCCUUUUUUGGAAAAUGUAUUACAGCAAGACAAUUGUUCCUUGCACAAAACAUUUCAAACGAAAUUUCAAGAACAAUUAAAUGAAAAAUCAACACCUUUUCCUUCAUGCCUUUAUAGUGUUGCACCCAAACAAGUUGAACGCUGGCGUCAGCUUGAUAAGAUUGAAGCUGUUCUCAAUGAUGCCAUACUUGUACAAAAAUCUCUUCUACAGAAAUCCUUAUCCCUUUUUGAUAACCCUUUACGACCCUCUCAGCUGAAACAAGAGGGUACCAAUCUAGGAACUCUUCGACUUUAUGUGUACAAUACUUUCUUUAAUCAAAAAAAUACACACAUGGAAUUGAAUAAUUUUUCUCCUUGUAGUACUGCUGACUGUGGACUCGCCAGAUGGGUGUUACAUAUACAAGGAACUCUUUUGAAUGUCGAUAGAAAUCAGUUGCAAGCAUCAGGGACUUUACUGCCUCGCAUGACAUCAUUUUUUGACCGAAUUAUGAUAACUCGUCAAACGGAAACGUUAAUUUGGGAUCGAACCAUUCAACCACCGCAGCCGCAGUGCGACUUUUUACAAGAAAAAAGCACCCGACCAUGCUCACAAAAAAGAACUGAAACAUUAUCGAAUAAGCAUAAGACGCCCAUUGUCUCAAAAGAAUGUGUGGUUAAUGAAAAUGCAACCGGUACGGCCUUGAACGACAGUGUGACAAGAAUACCAGAUCGCCAUUCCGAUGAAGAACUUGAAGUGUUAAUCAAUGCAUCGAUUAGUGAUCAAGUCACACGUUGUUUAGUCGAUUGUGAUGGUAUUGAAUUGAACCGGUGCGGAGAUGUGGAGGAAGACAUUCUUAUCACUUUAUUUCCUUCCUCGACGUCACGUCUUUUUUGUUAUUCUUCAGAACUGCAAGCUAUUACUAAUUUCCCAGUAGGAACUCUGUGUGAUGCAGUUCAUUCCAUCUGGCGUCGAUCUCGUAUUUCUUUACGUCACUGCACAAACUUAAAAACAUUUUGGUGCGACGAUCAAGUGAAAGCUGUCUUAAAGUGCUCUGAAAAUACUUAUGACAUUUACCAAUUGCCCCAACUUUUAGAACCCCAUUUAAAGCCUGUUGCACCGAUCGAAUUAAAGCAUACCAUCAAAUUAACGGGUGAUUAUAUCGAUAAUGAAAACGUUUACGAUAUUCAAGUCGACUUGUCUCAUUCCUUAUUAACGCCUGAACACGUUUCUGAUACGAGCUACUUGAAGAAUUUGUCGAGUGUCACGAUAACACCCGCAGUGUGUGAGAACACGGACAAGACAUUUUCAAAAGAACCCCAGGUUUCCUCAGAUAUGAAUCCAUGUACCAUGAAUGUUCCCACGGACACAAAGAUGGCGGAAAUCUGGUCUUCCUUGUUAAACGCAGUGAAGCGUCGUAAUCUGUUAUUACAAUUCGCUGAAAACCCCCACAAAUUUAUGCACCAUAUUUUAACACACCCUUAUGAGGAUACACAAGAAAGUUUUCUUGAAAUGUAUGAACUUGCUGAUACGAAAAAUGAGUAUUAUUCUCAGCCAUGGGUGGCUCACGCAGUUCAAAGUUAUUUGGAGAAUCGAAAGAAAAAUUUCGCAGAUGUUAUAAAUGACACCGUCGCAAUCCAACCAACUACCACUGGUUACGGAGAAGGCGUACGAGAAUGUGAUAAAAAAACUGAAGAAGCAUUUUUUUCUUUUCCACCUUCCACAACUAACGACACUGGAAAGAAAAAAUUUGAAACGACUACGCGUGUGCCCGUUUUCUCACAUGUUGAGAAUGCUAAUAGAAUGAAUCCUUACAAUUAUCCUGUCGUUUCAAAUCAGUUCAAUCGUUAUCUUCCACAAUUCAAUCCUUUUCUUCCUUCAAAUUAUCCGAUGCAGUUAGAUACAAUGAACCCUUUUUCAGUGUAUAAAUCACUACAAGGUUUCCCCAACCGAUUUAGGCCUACGGCGUACCCUCCACCGACUACUCUCUUCACUCCGAAUCCUUCUACUCUAUCACAUUUCACACAGUCUCAUGCACCACCUCUUUGAUCUUUUUCCACCUUGUCACUAAAAUCAUUAACAAUUCUGCAAAGAACUCACGAAUGUCAUUCCGAUGCAAAAAAAAGAGACCCACACGUGCAUCCUCUCAUUGAAAUACUGAUCUUUUUUUUUCUAAGAAUACUUUCAAAUCAGUGCAUUACUUUAACAAUUUUUUCAUAAAAAAUUAUUUGAUUAAAAAAAAAAAAAGGUUUUAAAAAUGAUCAAAUCUAAACUUUCUUUUCUUCCCUUAAAAAGUAACUAUGAAACCAAACUAACGACUUG
Messenger RNA from Hylaeus volcanicus, 2471 nucleotides. RefSeq lists its product as uncharacterized. The record is from RefSeq and is a predicted model, not a curated record. The transcript is spliced from 12 exons. The coding region runs from base 117 to 2198 and encodes 693 amino acids. NCBI's taxonomy places the organism in Eukaryota, Metazoa, Arthropoda, Insecta, Hymenoptera, Colletidae.